This is a messenger RNA of Toxotes jaculatrix (banded archerfish), 549 nucleotides long. RefSeq names its product small nuclear ribonucleoprotein polypeptide G (gene snrpg). The record is from RefSeq and is a predicted model, not a curated record. Gene Ontology annotation, molecular function: RNA binding. Lineage: Eukaryota; Metazoa; Chordata; Actinopteri; Toxotidae. Gene Ontology annotation, cellular component: spliceosomal tri-snRNP complex; catalytic step 2 spliceosome; U5 snRNP. The coding region runs from base 111 to 341 and encodes 76 amino acids. Gene Ontology annotation, biological process: spliceosomal snRNP assembly; mRNA splicing, via spliceosome. The transcript has 4 exons.
GCGGAAGCCCGCAGGUCAGGUUCCGGUCCCUCGCUGCACGCUUGCCUUCCGCGGGUUUGUGAAACGAAAAGCAUACGACUAGCUGUCGGCUUGUAGAAAAUAAAGAAACAAUGAGCAAAGCACAUCCGCCCGAGCUGAAGAAGUUCAUGGACAAGAAGCUUUCAUUGAAGUUAAAUGGAGGCAGACACGUGCAGGGCAUCCUGCGAGGGUUCGACCCGUUUAUGAACCUGGUGGUGGAUGACUGUCUGGAGAUGGGCCCAGGAGGACAACAGAACAGCAUCGGCAUGGUGGUCAUCAGGGGAAACAGCAUCAUCAUGUUGGAGGCCUUGGAGAGAGUAUGAGAGAGGAGGGGGAGGCCACAGGUGGAGAAGAGAGGGAUCCACACCUUUUCUUAUUCUGUUAUUCCUUAUAGUUUUUUGUUUGUUUGAAAGAGGCAAAGACAGUUGGGUGUCUUUGAACUGUAAGACAUUUGUCUGAUUUCCAUUGACAGGGACAUUUGUUUUUAUGUUGAAUUGUGUAAUCUUGUGAAUAAAUGAGUUUUUCUUUGUA